UGACACGGUUGUAGCGCUCAGGGUGGGCCUCGCGGGCCGUCGCUCCGCGUGCAGGGCGCCGCAGGGAGUCGGCCAGGGCCUCAGGCUGACAACGCAGCGGACUGAAGGAGUCCUCGACUGCCUCAGGUAACCAUGUGUGACCGAAAGGCCGUGAUCAAAAAUGCCGAUAUGUCGGAGGAGAUGCAACAGGACUCGGUGGAGUGUGCUACUCAGGCAUUGGAGAAGUAUAAUAUAGAGAAGGACAUUGCGGCCCAUAUCAAGAAGGAGUUUGACAAGAAGUACAACCCCACCUGGCACUGCAUCGUGGGGAGAAACUUCGGUAGUUAUGUGACACAUGAAACCAAACACUUCAUCUACUUCUACCUGGGCCAAGUGGCCAUUCUCCUGUUCAAAUCUGGUUAAAAGCAUGGACUGUGCCACACACCCAGUGAUCCAUCCAAAAACAAGGACUGCAGCCUAAAUUCCAAAUACCAGAGACUGAAAUCUUCAGCCUUGCCUAAGGGAACACCUCGAUCUUUAUUGUGUUGUUUUGUACAGGGCAUUCUCUGUACUAGUUUGUUGUGGUUAUAAAGCAAUUAGCAAAACA
Molecule: messenger RNA, 586 nt
Organism: Mesoplodon densirostris (Blainville's beaked whale)
Lineage: Eukaryota; Metazoa; Chordata; Mammalia; Artiodactyla; Ziphiidae
Gene: DYNLL1
Product: dynein light chain LC8-type 1
Exons: 3
Coding region: 133-402 (89 amino acids)
Biological process (GO): microtubule-based process; cilium assembly
Cellular component (GO): cytoplasmic dynein complex
Molecular function (GO): dynein intermediate chain binding; dynein light intermediate chain binding
Source: RefSeq, a predicted model, not a curated record